AUGGGGGCAUACUUCGCCUUGAACGGCCUCGGCGGGGCCCCAGCGCCAGAGGCAUCACCACCGCCCCUAGCUGGAGCAGACAGCCCAUCAUCCACAAACCCCGGCUUUCAACCCACCGCCCUUGACAUGCUAAUUCCAGGGUUCUCCUUCUUUACGGCCGCCGUCCAGCGCUACCUGCAUGUGGACCUGAACGUCUAUAUCCCGCUGUUUGUUACGGUGGCUGCUGUCGUGCUCGGCUGGCAGUACCUGAGUGACUGGUUCUGGUCCAAGAUGGACGUGUACCUCAUGUCCAAAUGCUCCCUGCGUACCGACGAUGAGUCUUACAACUACGUCAUGGCCUGGGUAGCCAAGCAAAAAUUCUCCCAAAAGUCGCGCCGCUUCAUAGUCAACACAAACACCAACUCAAGGAGCUGGUUCAUCUGGAACUGGAACGAUGAUGAUAAUCAGGAUGACGACGGCUCUGAUCCAGACAUGACCCAGAAGCCCCUGGCAUACACUCCAGACUACGGCUCCCACUACUUCUUUUACAAGCGCACCCUGCUCUGCUUCCUUCGGUCCCAGGGCCGUGAUAACCUUUACUCCCUUCCUAGCGAGAAGGAGGAGAUCUAUAUCAGCUGCUUCGGCCGCAACCCGGCUAUCCUCAAGGAACUGCUCGACGAGGCCCGUGACGUGUAUCUCCAGCGCGACGAGAAAAAGACGGCCAUCUACCGCGGCACUGUGGCCAAGGGCGCCUCGGCUGAGCCCACCUGGAGCCGCUGCAUGGCCCGCACCUCGCGCCCCUUCUCGACCGUCAUCCUCAAUGAAAAGGUCAAGCAGGACCUCAUCGACGACGUCACCGACUACCUGGACCCGGCCACCCGCCGCUGGUACUCGAACCGCGGCAUCCCCUACCGCAGGGGUUACCUGCUCCACGGCCCUCCCGGCACCGGCAAGUCCAGCCUGAGCCUGGCCCUGGCCGGCUUCUUCAAGAUGCGCAUUUACAUUGUCAGCCUGAGCUCCGCCAACGCCAACGAGGAGACACUCGCCACCCUCUUUGCCGAGCUGCCCCGCCGCUGCGUAGUGCUCCUCGAGGACAUCGACUCGGCGGGUCUCAGCCACACCCGUGAGGGGCCUGCCUCGGCCGCCGUCGCUCCCGCUCCCGCGGGCGCCGACGACAUGGUCCCCGGGCAGUUGACACCGGGCCUGCCCAGCGCGGCGACCAACAGCCGCAUCUCCCUGUCUGGCCUGCUCAACAUCCUAGACGGCGUGGCAUCCCAGGAGGGGAGGGUGCUGAUCAUGACGACCAACCACAUCGAGAAGCUCGACAAGGCCCUCAUCCGCCCGGGCCGCGUCGACAUGAUUGUGCACUUUGGCCGUGCGGACCGCGCCAUGAUCACCUCCAUCUUCAAGGCUAUUUACGCACCGCUCGAGGGCGACGACGGCCCGCAGGCCAAGAAGAUGUUGGCCAACACCGCCGCCGCCACAAUCGCCAAGGGCGACAGCGACGAUGCGACCAAGGCGGCUGCGGACAAGGAGAAGCAGAAAGAGGCGAAACGGGCCGAUGAGAUGCUCACGCGCAUCGACGCGCUGGCGGCACGGUUUGCGGACCGCAUCCCCGCGCAUGAGUUCAGCCCCGCCGAGCUGCAGGGCUACCUGAUGAAGCACAAGCGGGACGCCGAGGCGGCCGUGGCCGGGGCCGAGGACUGGGUGGAGGCGGCGCGCAAGGAGAAGGCGGAGAAGGAGAUCGAGGAGGCAAAGGAGCGGCGGCGCAAGGAGGAGGAGGAGAAGGAAGCGGCCGAGAAGAAGAAGAAGGAGGAGGCUGAGAAGAAGCGCAAGGAGGAGCGCAAGGAGGAGCGCAAGAAGAACAAGGCAAAGCGCGCCAAGAGGGCGUCCAAGCAGGAGGACAGCGACAGCUCGGGUUCCGACACAGCAGAGCCUGGUGACGGGGGUGGCUCGGACGAUAGUUCGGACGAGGAGGAGGAGGCGAACAGCAAGACGAGGGGACAGAGCAGGGGUUCGAGGCGGAGGCGGAAGGCGAGCAGGAAGGCCAAGGUCCAGGAGGAGGAUGAAGCCGCUCAGGAUCAAAAAGCUGCCGUUUCGAACAAGACCGAAGAGCCCAAGGAGCAGAAAGAGUUGCUGCCGUCGGCCGCUGCCAUCAAGCUGGGACAGAAUCAGGACGAUGCCAAAUCCCCACGGUCUCCUAUUGGGGGAGACUCGGGCUACGAAACUUGUUGA
This is a messenger RNA of Pyricularia pennisetigena, 2214 nucleotides long. RefSeq lists its product as uncharacterized. The record is from RefSeq and is a predicted model, not a curated record. NCBI's taxonomy places the organism in Eukaryota, Fungi, Ascomycota, Sordariomycetes, Magnaporthales, Pyriculariaceae. Gene Ontology annotation, molecular function: ATP hydrolysis activity; ATP binding. The coding region runs from base 1 to 2214 and encodes 737 amino acids. Gene Ontology annotation, cellular component: mitochondrial inner membrane. Gene Ontology annotation, biological process: protein insertion into mitochondrial inner membrane from matrix; mitochondrial respiratory chain complex III assembly. The transcript has a single exon.